GUUUUAUGUGCUUAACAUGCUCUUAUUAUAAAGGUUAGAGCUAUAUAUAAUGAUAAUGACAGUGGCAGUUUGAAAAGACACAUUUUAAUUAACGUGAUUUGUAAUAAUUCAUUUAGAAAUGAUAAAUAGGAUUUAUCAUAUUUCCUCCGAGAUUGUGAGAUGGAGAGACAUACAGUAUAUACUGUAAGGGGUUAUGAUUAAUUACUUAAAAGUGCCAGCUGGCAGUCUCAAAUCCUUUUUUAGUGUAAAGGAGGAAUGUUUCCCUCUCUUCCACUCAGUCCAUCAGAGGUCGUUGCGUUGGAGGCUAAAAGGGGAAGUGAAACUGAUAUCACUUCCUUUUCUAUUCUCUGUCUAUAAAAAGAGAAAUACAAAAACGCUCUGGUCGGCUCAAAGUUUUUACACCUUCUCCUCUGAGGCUGAUCACUAACUGGACACAUUUCAAGCUGUUCAGUGUAGGAUGUGCAGGUAAAGCUGCUGACUGGAUCAACAGAGGCUGAACACAGAGGAGACAUGGAAGCUGUGGUUGGACUGUUGCUGAUACUACUCAGAAUCUCUCAUGCUGUGGAAACCUACUGUGAUGGCCGACAGGAUGGAGCUCGGUGUUAUGGAGCUUUGGGAGGAACUGUGGUCCUCCAGCUGAUGGACAACGCCUCUGAAAUAUUUGGAUACACAUGGUCAAUCAAACCAACAAUCAAAAAAACAACAACAACAAAUACAACAACAUCAACAACAACAAAAACAACAAAAAUACUUGAAGGGAGAAAGAAUUUGAUUCUGUCUAAUGAGAUAGCAGACAGAUCCUUCUUUACUCCUAGUAAUGGAACAUUUAGGAUCAACGACCUGAUCUGGACUGAUGGAGGUGAAUAUGAACUUCAAACCUUUGAUUCAAAUGGAAAAGUAUCAGAGCAGCGGACUCUACAGUUGACCAUUCAAGCUCCUGUGUCCUCUGUCCUGCUGGUCCCUGAGUGUCUGUCCCAGGGAGAGAUGAAGGUGUCUUGCUCCUUUGAGCGAGGGGACAGUCCUCAGUACAGCUGGACUCUGGAUGGACGCACACUGACAGACGCUGAGCUCCUCUCUGGAAAUACUGAGACUAACAACAUCACUCUGAGACAAAAGGUCUCAGGACGACUGGUCUGCUCAGUCAGGAAUCAAGUCAGUAAAGUCUCAAAAGAAAUGACAAUAUCUACAUGUGCCUUCAUUAACUGCACCUUGACCAACGGGACUCACAUAUCACAGUGGAUGUUUCCAGACAAUAACAUCUCGUGUAUUCAGCCAACAACAUCUCCUCCCAUGAGAACCUCCACGGGUAAGACGACUGGCAUCACAGUGUCAAUUUACCCCUGCACUAAUAACACCUCCUACAAUCACAGCGAGGCCCAAUGGUACAUUAAUUACUUGCUGAUAGCGGCCGGUGUACUGGUUGCGUUGGUUAUUCUGUUAGUGGUCGGGGUGGCUGUCGUCUGUGCUCAGAAGAAAAAGAGAAACAACAAACUGAAAGAAGAAGAAGACAAUGAACUGACCUAUGCUGAUGUCAGGUUCGCGCAGCGGCCGGGGAGGCAGAUGCAGCAAAGACCAGAGACGGAGGGGGAGGUGGAGUACGGCCAGGUCAAGUUCUCAGAGCGACCUCAGCAGACUGUUGAACCAGCUGGGGAUGAAUGUGUGUACGCCAAGGUCCGUAAAGACAGGUGAUUCACACCGUUUAGUGUUUUUCACAAAGACUGCACCACAGAAGACUGAGAGAGGAGUUGUUUGUGAAAAUGCCCAACACUCUUCACCUUCAUUUGAUGUGAUGUUCAAAAGGAAAAAAAUACAGAUACAGUAUUAUUAUUCACCACUUUUACCUCUGGGAUGAACAAGCUUUAAAGUAUCAUUAUCAUCAUCAUCAUCAUCAUCAUCAUCAUCAUUAUUUGAAUCCCAGUUUGGCUACACAUAUUUUUUUAAGUAUGUCCAUAAUUUUAAACUCUCUCUUUGUAUUAACAUUUUGUUGUACUUCUUAGUUUUUACUCAUUUUUAAUUUAUGAGCAUAUUUAGUUUUUUAUCAUUGUUAAAACAAUUUUAUUUUAAUUUUAUUUGCCAAAGGCUAACAUUUUAAGAAUAAUGUUAAUGUUACAACGUAUUUGGUUUUAUUACUCCAAAAUGAUUGGCCGAAGUGGACACUCUAAAGUGCUCUGACACGCUGUCAUCUGUCCGUUCAUGUUCAGUGUUUUAAUUUCAUAUCAAAGGGAUAAAGUAGGUCUUUUCUUAUAGAUUUCUUAUAGGUUCUAUGCGCUGUGGUUAAUCUCACAUCGACCAUGCUAGUGUCCUUUGGCUCUGUUGCCAUACAGUAAGAUAAGUUUGCAGAGAAAUGUCUUGUGUCUCAGGAAGUUUACAGUAACAGUAACCACCUAUUAGUUUCCAUGAUGUAACACUUCUGCUUUGUCUUUGGCAUGUGCUUUUACUCUUUCAGAAUUGGUUUAUCAGUUGGAAGGGGGGAUUUUAAGACCUUACAUCCACCUUGUGUCAGUUAAUGGUGAAAUAUCCCCGUAAUUUAAUGAUACAUAAGAGUGGCUUGUGUACUUUUAGUCAUACUUUAAGACAAAUGUUAGUGGGCUGGGGGGGGGGGGAGACAUAGAUAAUAAACAGUCUAAAUAAAUUAAUGCUCAGGAUUGCCUGCAACAGUAGGCUACAUGCAGGUUGCUUAGUGUUUCUUAAUACAGUGAUUUAGCAGUAAAAGGAGGAACACCUUCUAAAGGAGGGUGCUGUUCUCUUUUUCUCCUUCACUGAAACGAGAGGGGACAAAUAUAGUGUAAGAAUAUUAACUACGUGUCAGAUUCUUUGCAUGCACUGUUUAUCUUUUAGCACCAUCAGGUUUCUUCUAUAGUUUGACACGUUUCCUGUCUUUAUCAGUUGCAGUUUCCAAGGUAUCAUUACUGAAAUAUAGAUACCUGUAAUUAAACCUUAAACAUUGUGAAUAUUUAAUUAAUUGUAAUAAUUCAGGGUUUGAGUAAUUUUAUGGCUCUGACUUUCAGGUCUGGAGAAGAAACCAUUAUACAUUAUGUAUAUUUAUGCUCCCUGUUUGUGGGUUAAUAGAAAUUCAGUUGAACGCAGUGCACUUCCUGCUGUUUCAAGAUCUAAUGUUAACCAGUUAGUCAACCAACUAUCAAAAGGUUUAGAGUUAAAAAGCGAACAUGGCAAUUUGUCUGGAAUUAAAUUAAACUACAUGCAACUGAGGACCUCACAGAAAAUAAUGCACAAGAAAAUGGAAGUUCUUAGGUAUUGGCUCUGAGUGCCCAUCAUAUUCCUGUAAGAUUCUCUAUUAACUAAUCUAAAUAUCUCUGAAAUUCUGGUUUUCCUGCCUCUUCUAAAAGACCCAAUCUUUUCUAAGUUAACCCUUGUGCAGUUUACAUGCUCCAGCCCACUGGAGGAAGUGCUAGACCGCACAAGACCUAACAAUAAAUGGUGGAGCAGUUAGAAUAAGGUCUCAUGGAUUAAGUUAAUGUUUGUUCUCAUAAUGGAAAUUUUGGAGUUAUAACUUUUCAUAUUAUUAAAGCUGCUAUUGCAUCUGCAACAGUCUUUGGUAUGGACUGGGUCAGGAAGUGCACGGUCCAACCUUUGAUCCUCUUGUCUCAGCUCAGUAUCACCCUCUGAAACACUUCAGGAUCUAGCAUAAUGUAAUGAUUCUUUUUAUUUUUUGGGGGGGCAUUUUAGACCUUUAUUGAGCUAAAGACACAAAAGCGGAGUGAGAGUGGAUAUGACAUGCGCCCAGCCUAAUUUAAUGCUGAAGUAGCCAUAUGCGGUUUGUUUUACUGUUGUUUGAGUUCUGUUUUUUUUUUUUUGUGACUUCUGUUUCCUAAAAUAUCAUCUGUUGUCAUUAGAUGUAAGUUUUGGUUUUAAGGGUAAAAUGCCACCGUGUGAGUUGUUCGUAUGCUAUGUAUUUAAUCAAAGAGAGAGGUUACAUGAGUGGUUUGGUUUGUGUCUUGAGGUUAAAGAUCUACCAUUCAGCUGAAUCACAGCUAUAAAUAGGUGUUUAUGGUUCACGAUAGUUGUAAAACAAACAACCAUUUUGUUAGUUGAACCCUCUAGUUGAAAACAGUUGUACUUCUGACUGAUAUAAUCUACUGAGCAAAUAAUUAACAACACAGGAGAAGUGUAACUAAACUGCUCCAACAA
Etheostoma spectabile (orangethroat darter) is the source of this 4149-nucleotide messenger RNA. RefSeq lists its product as uncharacterized. Lineage: Eukaryota; Metazoa; Chordata; Actinopteri; Perciformes; Percidae. The record is from RefSeq and is a predicted model, not a curated record. The transcript is spliced from 6 exons. Gene Ontology annotation, cellular component: membrane. Bases 511 to 1689 code for a protein of 392 amino acids.